Messenger RNA from Haliotis rubra (blacklip abalone), 2222 nucleotides. RefSeq names its product acetylcholinesterase-like. The record is from RefSeq and is a predicted model, not a curated record. NCBI's taxonomy places the organism in Eukaryota, Metazoa, Mollusca, Gastropoda, Lepetellida, Haliotidae. The transcript is spliced from 4 exons. Gene Ontology annotation, molecular function: cholinesterase activity. Bases 106 to 1863 code for a protein of 585 amino acids.
GUUGUCAUUAUUUCAACGAGGGCGACGGCUGAGAACACACAGGGAUAGGUGUGCUCCACACAUUACACAGCUCUCCACGGUUUCAUAACUCCGUCAAGACAAACCAUGAUGCAGAUACUGCUGUGCACCCUGGUCCUAUCCCUCCUCACAACACCACAGCUAGCUUCUGGACAGGAAGUUGACACUACGCAUGGGAAUGUUGUUGGUCUCAGAUCAACUGUCCUUGGAAAGACCAUUGACACGUAUUAUGGUAUUCCUUAUGCCAGACCACCCAUAGGUGAUCUCAGGUUCAAGUACCCGCAACCAAUGGACUCUUGGACACCGGAAGUCAAGGAAGCACGUUCAAUGAAACCAUCUUGCCUUCAAGCAGUUGAACCUUCACCUGGUAUGCCCUGGAGAGCAAUUCCGUCCACCUUCAGUGAGGAUUGUCUCUACAUCAAUGUAUGGGCACCAGCUAAUGUCACAACUAGUAGGAAACUUACAACCAUGGUUUGGAUCUAUGGCGGGGCAUAUCUGACAGGAUCUAUCAACAUGCCUUUGCAUCAUGGUCAGUAUCUUGCUGCUGAAAACAACGUCAUCGUAAUGUCCAUGAACUAUCGUUUAGGAGCUCAUGGAUUUCUAUAUCUUGGACCUGACACGUUUCCUGGUAACCAAGGUCUCAUGGAUCAGGCCCUUGCCCUGAAGUGGAUUCAGAACAAUGUUGGAAGAUUCGGCGGAGAUGCAAGCAUGAUCACCUUAUUUGGAGAAAGUGCAGGUGCAGCCUCGGUUGGUCUCCAUUUGUUAUCGCCAAUAUCACGUGACUUCUUCACGCGUGCCAUUCUUCAAAGUGGUACCCCAGAUGCAUCAUGGGCAUUUUCUGAAGCAUCAAAGGCUAUUGGAAGCACUAAAAGACUUGCAGAGCUGUCGAACUGUAAUGCAAAAUCUGAUGCUGACAUUUUCCAAUGUAUCCAAGAUCUACCACCAGAAACGGUAAUUGAAAAUCAGGCACUCCUUUCAGGUGAUGGACAAUUCGGUCCAGUCGUGGAUGGUCAUUUCUUACCCGAUUCUCCUGCAUCACUCAUUGAAAAAGGACAAAUGAAGCAAGUGGACAUCCUUCUGGGGGUGAACAAAGAUGAAGGCAGUGCAUUCCUCAUUGCGAUUUUGCCUACAAUAUUUCCUGUAUUUACAAAUCAACUUAAUAUCAACAGAACACAGUUCCUAACGACUGUAAAUGCCCUAACAAGUGGACAGUCGUCUGCCGUUGCCAAAGCUAUUACCGCUCAGUAUGCUGAUAUCUACGUCCCUUCUCUACAUCCAAACUACUUGGCCAGUGCUGACGGAGUUCUUGGAGACAGUUUCUUUAAGUGUCCAGCUACCAAACUAGCUGCUGCACAUUCUGCAAAUAACAAUGUUUACUUGUAUUCCUUUGAGUAUAGGAUCCCAUCGUUGCCACUACCACAAUGGAUGGGAGUUCCUCAUUCGUUCGAGAUAGAAUCGGUGUUUGGACAUCCUCUCGGGGAUGCCUUUACUUCGACAGAUGUGGAUAAGUCAAUCAGUCGGAGCAUGAUGACUUACUGGACGAAUUUUGCUAAAAGUGGAAACCCCAACCUUCCGGAAACACCAAACUACCAAUGGCCGACGUACAACUGGAUGGAUGAACGUUUCCUGGUCUUCUCCUCGUCCGGACUGUCCACAGAGCAGGGCAUGAGAAAGUCGCAGUGUGUUUUCCAUAACACUCUCUUGCCAUUGAUCCGAAAGACCAAAGACACAUCUACAGGCAGUACAACAACUGAGGUUUACAGAUGUCACACCAGUGGAAGCAGGAUGUCAUUUACUGUGAACACGUGUCUCGUUGCUGUACUUGCAGCAUUAGUGAGUGUGUAAACAUGGAGCGAUAUCCACAAUGUACUCACUGAAAAAUCACAAAAUAAAUCCCGAGAAGGGAGGCUCGUGUAACGUAAUCAUCGGAUAAUACAAAGCUCUUCUGUUUCUUUUCGCUUCUGGGAGAAAAGUUUGAUUGGAAACUGUUGAAUAUAUGCAGAAAGAAAAUUUUGUCAUGUAUAGUUUAAUCGAUGACUUCCUCUAAUAAGUAUUUAGUGACAUGAUUUGUAACAUACGAUUCGAAAGAGAUCAUGUGACCGUUUGUAUAUAAUACCAAAUCCUUUUUUAUAUUGCAAAACAGCUGUUGAAAUGGUCUCGUAUUCAUUUUCUUAUUUUUGUACUAACACAGAUGCUUACUUAUU